AUGCCGAAACGAAUAUCUGUUCGUCCUGCGGAUGUAAACAUUUCAACUGUCCGUGUCAUACGGGGACAAAAACCAUCGAUAGUCGAGAAAAAAGUACGAGAAUCUCAGGUGAAUGCCACCGGAACUUCAGCAACAACUCCAAAUGAUCAAUCAUCACGCUAUUCUCAUGUUGACCAACAGAGAGCUACAUUAUCGCAAAUAAAUCUCAACGAUCCAAAUGGACGUCUGGUGAAUCGCCUGUCCGAUACCAAUGACAAAACAUCGAUCAAUACCAAAUAUGAUUACGACACACCAUUAUAUCAUCGAUCAUCAUCGAUUCCUUCUAGUAGUGCUCCGAUAAUACCAAUGGAGGUCAUUUUUAUCAUUAAAUUGUUUCAUAUAACAAGAUUGUUUCAUUCAGAUGAUCCGAUUAAACAGAAACGAUCUACAAGAGGCCGAACAGGUGGAUUCUUCCAUAUCACGCCAUGUUGUUGUUGCUGCUUAAUAGCCACUGCAAUUGCUGCAGUACUACUUUUAGCAUUGAUCGCUGCCAUUAUUUUUAUUGCUUUGCAACCAAAACGUACAACAACAACAACAACAACGACGACGACAACGACGACAACAGCCACAACUACAACAGAAACAACCACAACCGCAACAACUGGCAUCAUCGAAUGCACUACUUGUUCUACAAAUUACACAUGGAAUAAUACGGAUACGGAGAUGAGUUGUACUAGCGUUUCCACGAUUAAGGAUCCUAAUAGUAUAAACAUUGGUCCUGAUGGGUCAAUUUAUCUUGCUGGUCACACUAUAGGACAAGUGCUGAUGUGUGGAAAUUCAACGAAUACUACUGCAGUAACAGCUCAGUAUGGCGAUCACAUUGAUUAUAUAACAUUUGAUAAGAAUGGAACAAUGUAUACAAACGCUCAUGAUAAAAAACUGGUCCGUCGUUUUGCACCAGGCAAUUCAACUGGUGAGAUUGCUGUAGGAAGUGGUCUCACUUAUCCGGUAGGCACUGCUGUCGACGACAAUUUUAAUCUUUACAUCGGUGACCAACAUGCUAAUCGAGUGGUGAAACUAGGUACCAACACAUCAACCCUUUCCGUUGUCAUUAAUACUAGUAAUUACUUCAGUAAAAUGUCGGCACUUUUACUUUCAUCGAACUCUCCAAACGAAACUUAUAUAAGUGAUGAAGGCGGUCUUAAUGUUUAUCUGUGGAAAUUUGGCAACUCGGCUCCUAGUGAGAUUUAUACAACUGUUUGUGUUUCUAAUUUCUCUUCAACACUGGAUAAGCCUCGAGGUCUUAAACUAGAUUCGUAUGGAAAUCUGUACGUCGCAGAUCAAGAUAAUAGUCGAAUAGUGGUAUACUGUGGGAAUUCAACGAUCGGUUCCGUUGUUGUCAAUACAAAUGGUAAACCAAGAGAUUUUGCUUUUGAUGCGCAUAUGAAUAUGUACGUUCUCAACGAUGCUGGAAAAGUAUUAAAAUACAAUUUGAUAUAA
This is a messenger RNA of Adineta ricciae, 1479 nucleotides long. The record is from the annotation of a GenBank genome assembly. Lineage: Eukaryota; Metazoa; Rotifera; Eurotatoria; Adinetida; Adinetidae.